UUAACAUAUCAAUGAGGUGAAAAAGGAACUAUGUGAAAAAGGGGAAAAAAAAUCAUCACAGCUGUGAUGUCAUUACCACUAUAUAGCUAGUAACCCAUGGCAUGUCAAAGGAAUUUAAAGCAGUUGGUUACAAGACAACAGCAUCUACUGGGAAACACACGGGCCAGUGAGAAACAGCAAGCUCUGCAAUAUUAAUACUGAGAGAACAUAGAGACGAUGUCUCUAACACCAGUCAUCCUUUUCAUGGCCUUAUUCGUUAAUCCUCUGGAAGGAACAUGGAAGUACAAUUUCAUAAAAGAAAAGACUUCUGUUGUAGAGGUUUGCAAUAGAACAACAGUGGAAAUUGUGGAAUUUGAAUGUAACAUAUCCACUGAUGAAGAUGUCUACUGGGAACUUCACGGUGGUAUAACAAAAGGUCGCAAGUUAAAAGUUGAAGGUAUUGGAAAUGCAGAUGGAGGAAACUAUACAUGUCACCUAAUGAAUGGAGAUAUUGUUGACUACAGAGUUAUUUUACUGAGGAAUGUUUGUAUACCUAGAAAUCAAGAAGAAUCAGAUCUUGAUAUACAAUGUGAAGCAAAAAACUGCAGUGGACAAUUUAACUGCUUUUGGGCUGCACCAAAGAUGAAGAUUACAAAAUAUUUCGCUGAGGCUGACAGAAGUGGCAGUCCCAUCAAUUGUAACGCUCCAGUCUCAAAUAGUUCUCAUAUUGUAGUAAGCUGCCAGGACUUGGAAACCUGUGCCUACGGUGAAGAGGACAGUAACAUAGAUUUCACAGUACAUGAAAUUUACCAAAAUAACUAUGAGAAACAUUCCACCUCCUUCAUGCUGCGGGAUAUCACAAAGCCAGACCCACCCCAGGAACUACAUAGUUUAGAUGGCUCCUUAAAGUGGAAAUAUCCAAACACCUGGUGCAACUUUCAUUCCUUCUUCCCAUUAAUAUUUAAUGUCCACGUAAAAAGCAAAGGAUGGUCUGAGCAUCAUAAUGACAUCAAGAGUACUAAACUCAAACUGUCUAAAAAAGGAAAGUUUAGUUUCUGCGUCCAGGCAAGAGACAUGUUUUACAAUUCAUCAUGGAGUGACUGGACAUGUUCCAAGUAG
Pelobates fuscus (common spadefoot toad) is the source of this 1098-nucleotide messenger RNA. It is a transcript of the gene IL12B, whose product is annotated as interleukin 12B. The record is from RefSeq and is a predicted model, not a curated record. NCBI's taxonomy places the organism in Eukaryota, Metazoa, Chordata, Amphibia, Anura, Pelobatidae. Bases 217 to 1098 code for a protein of 293 amino acids. The transcript has 7 exons. Gene Ontology annotation, molecular function: protein binding.